Molecule: messenger RNA, 3186 nt
Organism: Peronospora belbahrii
Lineage: Eukaryota; Oomycota; Peronosporomycetes; Peronosporales; Peronosporaceae
Source: the annotation of a GenBank genome assembly
AUGACGAUGGAAUUUGCACCUACUAGUGUUUCGUCCUCUGAAGACUCUAGCAAGAUGACGUAUGUGCAAAAGGAUCGAGAACGAGAUGAGGAUGAUCAGCAAGCAGUUACAAGUACUCGGAAUGGAUCAAGACCUUCAAGUCUCAGCUUUGAGUCGUCGAAUCUCUUUCGUUUUGGAAGCUCGAGCGACUUUUUUGCGCCGAUGAAGUACAGUGAGGAAGAAUUGACGGCUGCGUCAUCACCAGCAGAAAGUAGCGACGAGAAUCUGGGAAAAGAAGUUACCAUCAACAACAGUGAUACUGCAGGCAACAAUGACAUGCUGCCGUCUCCUGCUCGGUCGCCAUCUAACCAAGCAAGUCAUGAGCAGGACGAUUCAAACGAUGAAUCUGAAGCGACGAACGUUUCGAGCGAAGUGGGAAGAACGAUUGAUAUCAAGGUGCGCAAGACUCGCCCGCAAAUGGAAAUGCUGCCGUCGCGCAAUAGUCGGCGCAAAAACAGUAUUGAAAUGUUUCUUUCGCAGUCGCCUAGUCAGGCGCUAGGUGGAGAUUUCCUCAAACUUAGUUUGGAUGACCGACAGAUGAAUCUUCAGACUAAUAAGCGUACUGCUAACGGUGCUAGCACCGUUUCAGGAAGUACACCAAGCGUAGCUCGAAGUGCGGACUCAUACGCGACUUGUCAGUUUCAGCUCAAUUCAGUACAGGAGUCGCCCAGUGAGUAUGCCUCGUUGGGUGGUCAUUAUCAUCACCAGCAACCGUCAGCUGCCACCCAGCAGCCCCAGGAGCGCUAUCGGUCUAACGGAUGCGACGGCCAACAACAGCAUUUGCCAACGUCGCUCUCACGCUCGCGGUCAAGCACGGUACCAGGUGCCAAUACUGUCUCCAACGCUUCUUAUAGUGGGGCUUACACGCUGAGCCCGCGGAUGUCGUCGGAAGGUUCCUGGUCGGGCAGUCAAGAUGGGGAUAACAGUGCUUAUUACCAGGAGCAAAUGCACGAUUACUACAGCAACAACGAAAUGGCCGCCUCAUAUGAGCAGCAGUAUCGUUAUCAUCAUCAGCAGCCUCAACAGUAUCGAUCACCACAGGCAGCUAGCGUCUCGUACAACUAUGGUGGAAAUCACGCACGGGUACCGAUGAAUCCAGGUCAAUGGAACCCAAUGGUCAUAGGACCACAACUACCUUCUGGUAUGUACGAUGUUGGUGGAAACAUGUACAUGAAUACGCACUCGAGCCCAAUGAGACAUCCUCACGCGCAGAUGGGCUAUGGAUUGCAGCCGCACGGCGCAAUGGGGAUGCACGGUGGAGGUCACGCGCAUAGCCGCGCGCAAGGACGCAAUAAUAUGUACGCGCGUAUGACACCACCGCUCCCUGAGUCGCCUCCUCCGCCUUUGCCUUGCAAGGGCAUGGGGGGAGGACUGCAUGUGGGAAUGAAGCAGUGCAAAUUUUUCUUGCAAGGGCAUUGUCGUAUGGGCAGCAAGUGUAAGUUUGUGCACCAAGCUGGCACCUCAGAACACAUGGGCAGCGGUCAAAAUUCAAACCGCCUGAAUGGUUCGAUAAUGUAUCAUCAAAGCCGGAUGAUGAUGUCGUCUCCAUCUCACAUGAUACAACAGCAGCGCCAUCAAAGGAAUGGCGAUGAUGUCAUUCAUCAACUGAAUGUACCGUUUGAAGGCCGUCAGCAGUCUUGGAUGAGUUACCGCUCGGGUAAGUCUGGUGUCAGUGGCAUGAGUGCGGGCUUAAUGAACGGUGCAGGCACGAGUGCACCGAUAAUGGGAGGAUCUGCGAAUGAUUCAUCGAGUUUAAGCGCUGCGUUGAGCGUGGAAGACAUCCAAAACCGCGUGUUUGCUAUGUCGAAGGAUCAAAAUGGCUGUCGGUUAUUACAGGAGCAACUCGACUACGAAAACCGUUCUGAUCUGUGCGAGGUGAUAUACCAAGAAUCACUCGAGCACCUUGCUGAAAUGAUGGUUGAUCCGUUCGGUAAUUACCUCUUUCAGAAGUUGCUGGAACGUGUAAAUGAGAAGCAACGGGUUGUGAUUAUACGCCGCGUGAGCUCGAACCUAGUGGCUGCUGCACUGAACCUGCACGGUACGAGGUCAGUGCAGAAGGUAGUAGAAGUGUGCGCAACAUCGUUAGAAGUUUUUGAAGAGGACUACGAGGAAGAGGAUGAAGACAACUGUAGUUAUGUGAACAAAUGCAAGGAACAAUCUGACGGUAGUGGUCAACGGCGAAUGACCAGUUUACCUGACAUUAUUGUUGAGGCGCUAAAGGACGAUGCUGUGCGCCUGUGUAUUGACUCGAACGGUAACCACGUGAUCCAGCGUGCUCUGCAAUUUAUGAAACCGGAGUACAAUCAGUUUGUGUUUGAUGCUGUGUGCAAGGAAUGUACUACUGUUGGAACGCAUCGUCAUGGAUGUUGCGUUUUACAACGUUGCUUGGAUGCAGCCAACACGAUGCAAAAGGCAGCGGUGAUUGAGCAGGUGGAGCGCCAGGCGAUGAAGCUGAUGCAGGACCCGUAUGGCAACUAUGUUGUGCAGUAUGUUCUUGACUCGUGUACGGCUGAGGAGGCUUUCGGUGUCAUUAUGAAGCCGUUGGGCCAUAUUUACGAGCUUUCGGUGCAGAAAUUUAGUUCCAAUGUAAUUGAGAAGUGCCUUGAAAAGGCCCCCGAGCGUGUGCGCCAAAAGUAUAUUGCUGAAAUCACGAGCUGCUCAAAGAUGAACAAGAUGCUGCAGGAUCAGUUUGCCAACUACGUGGUACAGCGUGCCCUGUGUGUUUGCGCCGAGGAGCAGUGUCUGCUACUGGUGAAGGCGAUUCGCCCGCACCUGACAGCUAUGAAGAACACGUCAGGUGGUCGUCGCAUCACGGCACGCAUUCUCAAGCGCUUCCCAAACAUGGACAUUAGUAUGGAUGCGGGUGUGUCGCCAACUGCGGAUAAUGUGUUUGAUCAUGGCGCUAAUGGUAUGCUGAUGCACCAUUUGCCAAUGUCGUCUCUAGGAGACUAUCUGCAGGAGCAGCAGCAGCAUUUGCAAUCGAACCAGAUGUACAGAAUGCAGGGUGGUCACGUGGAUGCUUCUCAUCAGUUUCAGGGAAGCAACCGCGGCAAUGCCCGCAUACCACAGAUGCAUGGCAAUGAAGGCAGUAUGAUGAUGUUGAAUGAUGUGGGUGGUAUGGGCAUGAAUGCUACAAGUCGUGCGUAA